Nerophis lumbriciformis (worm pipefish) is the source of this 810-nucleotide messenger RNA. The record is from RefSeq and is a predicted model, not a curated record. Lineage: Eukaryota; Metazoa; Chordata; Actinopteri; Syngnathiformes; Syngnathidae.
GCGGCCGCUGUGGGGGUCAUGCUGGUGCUGGUCCUAGUGGUGCUCAUCCCGGUGCUGGUCAGCUCGGUCGGAGGUGGCGAGGACAGCGGCGGCAGGUUGGAGAUGCUGGGCGCCUGCCGCAUGGUGUGCGACCCCUUCCCCACGGCGGAAGAGCCGGUCACCCCCGAGCGACAGGCGGACAACCAGGGAGACCUGAGCCAGCGCAGCGUCGCACCGCCCCUGCCCACUUUCGCAGCUCACGCCUCACAAGGCAGACCCGGACGCCCGGGUAAGCCCGGACCCCCCGGGCCGCCCGGAGAGCCAGGUCCGCCGGGACCAAAGGGACCGCCUGGGGAUAGCGUGGAUGUGAUACGCACAGGAAUUCUAGGCUUGGGGGGCGCCGGCUCCGUAAGCACGGCCACUUACAACACUACACCCCGCGUGGCUUUUUACGCGGGGCUCCGUAACCCGCAGGAAGGCUACGACGUCCUGCGCUUCGAUGACGUAGUGACCAACAUCGGGGGGAACUACGACGGCGCCACGGGCAAGUUCACCUGCAAGAUUCCCGGCACCUAUUUCUUCAUAUACAACGUUCUAAUGAGGGGAGGAGACGGAACCAGCAUGUGGGCCGAUCUGCUCAAGAACAGUCUGGUCAGGGCUAGCGCUAUCGCUCAAGACCAGGACCAGAGUUACGACUAUGCCAGCAACAGUGUCAUUCUGCAUUUGGACGCAGGCGACGAGGUAUUCAUCAAACUGGACGGGGGCAAGGCGCACGGCGGCAACAGCAACAAGUACAGCACCUUCUCUGGGUUCAUCCUGUACGCCGACUGA